AUGGUCAUCUUCAGAUCUUUCACCAUGAUCUUGAAAAUGACUGUUCAGAACGAGAUUUCUCGUUGGGAACAAGACAGCAUCAAUUCCUCGGAGAAAAGAUCGCCAAUCACACACCACUUCUCAGGGAUACUGACAAGCGACGCUGUUUCAGAAACAGGAAGCAGCGAGCUUUCUGAGAGUAGGGCACCUCCCUCAGAUUCUGUACCAGCGCCCAAGCUCACACAUCCUAAACGGCUUGAGGUAGCAAUCAAAAUUAGACGGCGAAAAAGCGACAGUAGUCACGAGAUCGAGGAUGUGACUUCAGUGGUCCUUAAAGAAUCUUGGCUUCCGGGAACUACCCUUGUCUACGUUACUGACGGCACGGUGCCCUCCGCCUCUCUCUCCAAAAUCACGGACAAUGUAGGGCUAGAUUUCGCCGUCGGAAUUUUUGAAAUACUGCCGAGUAAUGACGGUGGCUGGAGCAGUGUUGAGUCGUCGAAUUUCCGGGAUCGCAUCCAGCAGAUUCAAAAGACAUCAAGAUACACGACGACGGUCCUGUUCAGCGACAGCUUCAUCUUCUUGAAGGAAAUCAUAAUAAAAGCGGCCGAUGACGACCUUCUCGUGUGGCCAGCUCGACUUCUGGUCAUCACUAGGUCGCCCCAGAUGCGUCUCCAUUCGUUGAGGAAGCCACUUUCAGCCCUCAAUGCCAUGGCUACAGUGGUAGUGCUUCUCAAAGGACUGUCAGAGGUUGUCACGUUGGUUUUUGUCAGCAGGGCAAUGGAGAGUGGGAAAGAACUUGAUAAGGGCAAAGGUACCCAUAUACCAUCUCAACAGCUGGGACAAGGAGUCCUUCCCCGGGCGAAACUGACAGAUGGCACUAACUUGCAAGUUACUGGGCUGGAUUUCCCGCCACACGUCAAGGUCCGGAACGUGGCUUCUGGUGAACGAGGGGAGUUUAGUUACAGUGGGCCAGUGAUAGUGCUUUUGGACAUGCUUGCAGGUGAUAUGAACUUUACGUACAGCAUAGUUCAACCACCAGAUAUGUCGACGGGCAUCCGCUUCCCAAAUGGCACUUGGAAUGGCAUGGUGGCAAUGUUACAAAGGAAGGAGGUGGACUUUGGUCUGGGUCUCUUCGGAUUCACUUAUCUUCGGGCUCAAAUCAUCGACUUCACCAAUCCUCUUGUAGUAGAUUACGGCGCCAUUCUCGGCCGGAGAGGGGGCACCUCAGUUGACCCAUGGGGCUUUGCCUUGCCUUUCACCUUUUCAGUCUGGGUUGGUUUCUUCGCAACAUUCAUAUUCAUUCUUACCCUCGUUUCGAUUAUAUCAAGCCUUCGUUGGGAAUCCGGCUCACCUUCUCCCAAGAUCUCUCCUGCAAUGUAUAUUCGCAAUUUAUUGCAGCAAGACGUCAAUGUGACACCAAACUGCAACUGGGAGAAACUGAUGGUCGGGGUCUGGUUGCUGUUUCUUUUAGUGUUCAUCGAGUGUUACAGUACCAACUUGGUGUCUCUGCUGGCGGUCCGUUAUAUCUCCGAGCCUUUCCAGUCGCUGCGGGACAUGCUCCAUGACCACACAGUCACCUCAAUAUGGAUCGCCAAUUCAGCUUACAUGCAGCAUUUGUCGGCUGUGGAAUCUGGCAUAUUCCGCGAAAUAGCAGACAUAAGAGACGAGGCGCAUGAAACUCGUACACCCUUUGAUCUAUGUAUCAACUGUGAAUGA
Macrobrachium nipponense is the source of this 1695-nucleotide messenger RNA. RefSeq lists its product as uncharacterized. Lineage: Eukaryota; Metazoa; Arthropoda; Malacostraca; Decapoda; Palaemonidae. Gene Ontology annotation, cellular component: membrane. Bases 1 to 1695 code for a protein of 564 amino acids. Gene Ontology annotation, molecular function: ligand-gated monoatomic ion channel activity. The transcript is spliced from 11 exons. The record is from RefSeq and is a predicted model, not a curated record.